AUGUUUUUAGCCUCUUUUUUUUUUAGCUUCCCAAAUAUUUCUAGGUUACCCACUUCCCUUUCCCCCAAAUAUUUCCAGUCUGCUCUCCAAAAUUUUCAUUCCCAUUUCACCCAUUUUUGGAUUCCCGCUUUGUCUGCUUCUCCUAGAUCUUCUUGCAGCUUUAGCUUCUCUUCCGAUCAUCGUGUUACCUCUCUUGACUCAACGAAUGAAGUAAACUGGCGACAACUUCCAUUUCUGAGCAUCGCGUCGAUUGCUUUCGGUUUGUCGAUUGCUUCCAAUCUCUCCUUCAAUCGACGACGACAACUUUUGGUUCGUCGACAGCUUCUGCAAAGUUGUAACAGGAAGGGAAGAAGGGUAUUUGAUUCGGCUGAGCAUGUGAUGGUACAGAAUAGAUGCAAACAGGAAGGUGGUCAAUGGUGGUGUUUGGUGGUUGGAGCAAAAAUGAAUGGAGCAGAUAGUGCUCUAUUGAUCUCUCAAGCACCACAACAGAUUUAUGCAGUUUCUUUGAUUGGACAAGGUGACACAGUCCAUGAAGCAGUUAUCUGGAGGCCAAAAAACUGUAGUAGCUGA
Messenger RNA from Lactuca saligna, 570 nucleotides. The record is from the annotation of a GenBank genome assembly. NCBI's taxonomy places the organism in Eukaryota, Viridiplantae, Streptophyta, Magnoliopsida, Asterales, Asteraceae.